Molecule: messenger RNA, 2682 nt
Organism: Fusarium redolens
Lineage: Eukaryota; Fungi; Ascomycota; Sordariomycetes; Hypocreales; Nectriaceae
Product: kinase-like domain-containing protein
Exons: 6
Coding region: 373-2211 (612 amino acids)
Biological process (GO): protein phosphorylation; intracellular signal transduction
Cellular component (GO): cytoplasm
Molecular function (GO): ATP binding; protein serine/threonine kinase activity
Source: RefSeq, a predicted model, not a curated record
CUCACUCACUGUGAUCACAGCUGGAGACAGGACGGGACUCGAAAAAGACCUUCGGUUCGUCCCAUCCCUCUAACUACCUACCACCAAAUCAUAUCACAUGGCACUAACAAUCACUCUUAAACCCGUUUUUGUCUGUCACGCUUCUCCUCUUUCUCUUUGAAUCAUCUUCAAUUGGAGAGCAUACAUACAUACAUAGGUAUCUUACCUUAUCAAAACACAAUUCCUGUUAUAUCACAUAGUAUAUUGGUUUACCGCGGGGUGCGGGGCAACGUCACUGACUGAUUAGUCUAUAGAGUUCGAUUCGAUCAACACUAACCUCAUCCCAUAUCUUUCUCUGGGCCUAUCGCUUCUCUUCUCAUCUCAUCCUUGACAAUGGAUGCAGCAACUCAUCCAGAGAUGAGACCCUCGUUCACUUUCCCUUCGCCACAAGUCAGAGUCGACCAACAUGACGAUGCCUCUGGCGAUAAACCUCCCCCACCACUCAUCCAUCACCUGACGGAACCAGCAGAAGUUCUUCAUUUCUCAAGCCCUCUCAGGCAUCACAAGAGAACCCCAAGCGCUCAUCGAGAAGUCAAGGAGACUCUCGAUGCGCAGACACAAUUUGAGGACGAGGAUGUUGAUGGCUGCUCUCAUCAUCGAGUAAACCAGUAUACAAUCUUGGAAGAAAUUGGCAGAGGUUCAUAUGGCGCUGUCCAUCUUGCCAAGGACCAAUUCGGCAAUGAAUAUGCCGUCAAAGAAUUUUCCAAGGCUCGACUCAGGAAACGCCUCCAAUCCACGAUCCUCAGGCAAGGCCCUCGAGGCCCAAGGCGUAUGGGCCCUGGCAUCGGAGGUCCCUUCAAUUCAGUGCCCAGGGUCAAGGACUCCAAUGACGCUCUGCACCUCAUUCGAGAGGAAAUUGCCAUUAUGAAGAAACUAAAUCACCCCAACCUAGUGCAACUCUACGAGGUUCUUGAUGACCCCGAGGAAGAUUCAAUCUAUAUGGUCCUAGAGAUGUGCCGAAAGGGUGUCGUUAUGAAGGUCGGCCUAGACGAACACGCCAAUCCCUACCCCGAGGAAAAUUGUCGCUAUUGGUUUCGAGACCUGAUAUUAGCUAUUGAGUAUCUUCAUGCUCAGGGUGUUAUCCACAGAGACAUCAAGCCAGAUAACCUACUCUUAUCUGAUGAUGACGUGCUCAAGGUCGUCGAUUUUGGCGUUUCCGAGAUGUUCGAAAAACCUGAAAACAUGAGAACAGCAAAAUCUGCAGGAUCGCCGGCUUUUCUUCCCCCUGAACUUUGCGGCAAGCAUGGUGACGUGUCGGGCACCGCAGCUGAUAUCUGGUCCAUGGGAGUUUCGCUCUACUGUCUAAGAUAUGGACGCAUUCCGUUCAACCGUGACGGUGUCUUGGACAUGUACGACGCUAUCAGGACCGACGAACCGUCCAUCCCCGAGGACGAGAAUCCGGACUUUGCCGACCUCAUGCGGAAGCUACUCAAUAAAGACCCGGAGCAGCGCAUAACCAUGGAUAAACUUCGAGAGCAUCCCUGGGUCACCAAGCAGGGUACGGACACUCUGCUCUCCGCUGAAGAGAACUGUGCCAACAUGGUGGAACCUCCCAAUGAGCUUGAGGUUAACCGUGCCUUUACUCGCAAGAUGAAUCACCUCCUUUGCGUCAUGAAAGCCAUCCAUCGCUUCAAGACCAUUUUGGCCAAGCAUCGCGCCAGAUCGAACAGUAGCCCGCCUAAACACACCGAGGACACCUUUGAUGCAUCCCAAGAAAGGGCAAAGGCAGAGGUGAUCGAGGCAUUGCUCUACCAGCGCCGGAAGUUUCUGAAUCAAAAGACUGACGAAAGCAGCCAAACUCCGCCAAUUCACGAAACAAAGGAAAAUAACACCCCUUUCUUGGGAAUCGGCACAGGAACAAUGGACGAGUUCGCCUCCAAUGAGGCUCCUCCAGAUAUGGUGUCCGAUUCGCCAACAGCCGUUGACUUCAACGUGUAUGACCGAGCGUAUGAAACUGCUAUAGAGAACAUCACGUCUGGCCAGAAUGAUUCUUCGAGAAGGCCCACAGUAUAUUUGACCAAGUUUGUCAAAGAGACACAGAAACUGAAGGGGGUCCCUGGGCUCACUGGGCAUGAAGACAUCUCUGAGAAUUCUCAUGACCUGCAGAAAUCGGGGCCAGCAGCCAAGCUUUCGCAUCUCACAUCCAAGCUUGGCCUCACAGGGAAACAAUAAGAACAAGUUGCACCUUGGGGUAAGGCUACGAGUUUGGAAAGUAUGUUAUACCAUUAUGGCGUCGCGGGUGAUCACAACAUGGUUGGUAGUGACGGAUUAAAGGCGGUGGACUCUUUUAGAAGCUCAGUGAGAACGAUGCCACAAGACAUAGGUAUAAAAAGGAGUGCUCACCGUGUAACAUGUCCGUUGGAUGCAACUGAGGGUAAUAUUUGAAGCAAUGGAAAGUGUGAACUGCAGGCCGGUACGAGUAGCGUCGCACUCGACAGAUUUAGAGCCUCGACAACUCGACCACAUACAAUAAAAGAGAGGUGAUGAUAACAACCACCAGGAAGGUGGUGACUCCCCUGUUUGGCGUGGUCGGGCAGCCAGGCUUUUGAUGAGGAGGUUGACAGCCAUGUAAGGAAUUUACAACUUUGAAAUAGAUGUGCACAGCUGCCCAGGCAGCCAAAAGCCGGUCAAUAUAGGAACCGU